UGCUCUCUCCAACUCUACUUAUAUCGAUCAAUCUCAUAAUUGGAGAGAGAGAGAGUGAGAAAGAAAAAAAAAAAAACAGAAGAAAGUUUUGGUCAGGGAAGAAUAACCCACCCUCACUCACUUCACUUUCUAGCAACGGAGAAAGUGAACCUCUAGUUUUCUCACAGUGUAAGUGGAGAAAGCUCAAACACACAACACAACAACACAUGUUGAUGUUGUUGUUGUUGUUGUUCAUGAUGAUCAUGAGAGAGAAAGGAUCAACAAAAACAAAAAGAGAUCCACAGUAACAAAAUAGGAUUGUCGAUAAAAGAAGCAACUUUCAUCUUUGGCUACUACUAAAAGGAGGUUACACCGUUCCAAGAAAAUUGUCUGAGAAAAGAAAAUACACUUUCAAUGGUGAAUACUGCUACCAUGUUAUUCUGAUCUCUCUGAUUCGAACCGAUUCUAAAAAACCCAGCUUCAGUUGUGGCUACUACAAGGAGGUUCCCUUCGGAUUCCGGUGCCUUUGUCGACUGGUCAGCGACGCCUUCCGCCGUCUCGGGCCGCGGCGACGACCUCUCUCUCGGCUUCAAUGCAACCUCCGCCACCGCGCACGGCGGCGCAUCCAUGUGGCCCGGGGCGUCGAGGUCAUUCAACCACAACCUUUCACCCCACCACGACAUCUUCGUGGUGGCGCCCGCCUCGUCGUUCCAUCACCACCACCACCACAACGACGCUGUUUUGUCCGAUCCAAACAACAACAGUUCCAACGCAACUGCACUCGGCGUCAACGUCUUCCCUCUCCUCACCGCCACGCCAUGCCUCACUCCAGAGAGCGAGGGCAUAAUGGGAAACAUCAAUAGCCACCGCAACAGAAUUCAGCUAUGGCAACCACAGGAUUCACCACAGCACCAACACGCCGACGGCGUCCUUGCGAGUAACCACCGUAGCAGAAUUCAGUUAUGGCAAGAGCACGACGAGUCUCCGCCGCCGCAGCACCAGCAACAACAACACCCGAACGCGCACGUGCACGAGCGUGAGGGGAGUGGGAGCGGCGCGAGCACGUGCCAGGACUGUGGAAACCAGGCGAAAAAGGAUUGUAGUCACAGGAGGUGCAGGACGUGCUGCAAGAGUAGGGGUUUCGAUUGCGCUACGCACGUGAAGAGCACGUGGGUACCCGCCGCGCGGCGGAGGGAGCGCCAGCUCAUGGCGGCGACGGCAGCGGUUGGGUCCAGUGGGUCCACUUCCGCCACCAAGAAACCUAGGCUCGUGCCUUCCCAGACCACAACCACUUCGCACACUUCCACGUCUAAUAACACCACCACUCCUCCUAGGAGUUUCGACACUGGUUCGAGCCACCAAGAUGUGAGUUUCAAGGAGUCACUACCUUGUCAAGUGCGUGCACCAGCAGAGUUCAAGUGUGUUCGUGUGACUGCAGUGGACGAUGGAGAUGAUGAGUAUGCAUAUCAAGCUGUGGUGAAAAUUGGUGGCCAUGUGUUCAAAGGGUUUCUCUAUGAUCAAGGGGUUGAAGAUAAAAGUGAGUAUCCUAAUCUAUCUGAAUUGCAUUUGGGUGGUGGUGGAAAUGUUGCAAGUGGAAGUGAUGGAGGUGGUAGAAAUGGAGUUUCUUCUUCAUCUCCAAUGGUGGAUCCUUCUGAUGUCUAUGCAGCUUCUGCUGGAGUGUUACUUGGAGGUUCAUCAAACUAUGGUAAUGCAAUAAAUUAAACAAACAAACUUAGGUUCAGUAGUAUAAAUGUUUUUAGUGUUAUUUUCAAUCAGAAUUGAUGUUUUAUUUCAAUUUUAUUAUGUGUCAUCGAAUAUUUUUCUGAAUGUCUUGGUAUGUUGUCGAAAUAAAACUUUAAUUCUGAUGAAGGAACAAUGCUAGUAACACUUAUGGUAGGAUCUAAGUUUUGUUAUAAUUAAAUUAAAUACUUUUUUUUUCUUC
Messenger RNA from Vigna unguiculata (cowpea), 1921 nucleotides. RefSeq names its product protein LATERAL ROOT PRIMORDIUM 1-like. NCBI's taxonomy places the organism in Eukaryota, Viridiplantae, Streptophyta, Magnoliopsida, Fabales, Fabaceae. Gene Ontology annotation, molecular function: DNA binding; DNA-binding transcription factor activity. Gene Ontology annotation, biological process: positive regulation of DNA-templated transcription. Gene Ontology annotation, cellular component: nucleus. The record is from RefSeq and is a predicted model, not a curated record.